AUGCACCUCGAUGCACAUCUAUCACUGCAACCUCUAUGCAGGCCGGUUCUAUCUGAUGAGGAGAAGCCAGUCCGUUUAGCUGUCUGUACCGCUUCUCGAGAUGCUUGCUCUCGCUGCCUCGCACCGAAGGAUGGGAGAUGGAACAGAGAGGCCAAGUCGAGGAUGGCAAGCCACUCCAGGCUCUCUUGUCUUCCUGGAAACCAUUCAGGAUCCGGAGCCACACAAUCCGACGAGUGCCUCCUGGCCCACACCAAUCCCACAUUCCAAUCCAAUCCAAUCCAAUCCCCCAAGACAUCCUCGUCGCUCGUUCACGUGAGAGUGACACCAGGCAAGGUAGGAGGAGGACAGGUCCAGACGACGGAACCGGCGAAACCAUAUUUUAAAGUUUAG
This is a messenger RNA of Cadophora gregata, 390 nucleotides long. RefSeq lists its product as uncharacterized. Lineage: Eukaryota; Fungi; Ascomycota; Leotiomycetes; Helotiales; Ploettnerulaceae. The record is from RefSeq and is a predicted model, not a curated record. The transcript has a single exon. The coding region runs from base 1 to 390 and encodes 129 amino acids.